CUAUUACCCGAAAUACCACCACCUAAAACUUCUGGCAAAAAUUUGGAAUCCGAAAGUACGUUACAGGUCGUCAUUCUUGCUGAUAGCUUUAAUGAACGAUUCCGUCCCAUAAUCCUUGAUAGGCCACGAGUAGUUAAAGAAGCAAGUCCAUUUCACAAGACAAGAUCUUUAGGUGAAUCCCCAAUUUUCGUACUAGAUGAGAAAACUAAUGAAUGCGUUCAUUGUGAACCGUGGAGCUCUAUCCGCGUAAACGUCGCAUGGUUAUGGAUUGAUAUUUGUUCAGUAAAGGUGCCAGCUUUUAUUCACCGAGAAUUUUGA
Messenger RNA from Cetraspora pellucida, 318 nucleotides. Lineage: Eukaryota; Fungi; Glomeromycota; Glomeromycetes; Diversisporales; Gigasporaceae. The record is from the annotation of a GenBank genome assembly.